AUCUCUUUUGCUCGUACUGAUAAAAGCGCUUUCCCCUCGCGCCAUUACCCCUUUUUUCGGCCUUGGCAGGGCAAUGUGGUGGCAGAGGAUUGAUUUCAACUCCAUCACCGCCUCUUCUUUCCCUCUCUAAUCUCCUUCACAUACAUAUGAGCUUCUAGAGAGAGACCCCUUUCCUCAGACUUUCCCAGAAGAUAGAGUGGCAUGACGGACCCUUUCUCUCAUCAGCAGCAGUCGCAUGUGUACUGCGCGAAGAAUAUGGACCCCACCGCCCAUCACCUCCUCAUGAGAGACUCCCUCCCUCCUCCCAGGCUUCCUCCACCUGCUGUUAAAUGGUUCAAGGAAUGGGUUCCGCAAGAGACUGUCUCAGGUGCUGGGAAUUGUUCCUUACUGAAGUGGGUCACUGAGGACACAUUAAAGGCAUUGAAGGAGAGGUAUAAGGAGCCAGAACCAGUAGAACCAGAGCCUGAACCAAGGACUGAAGUGCUCUACCUAUGCACUUAUGAAGGGUGUGGGAAGACUUUCGUAGAUGCUGGGGCUAUAAGGAAGCAUUCUCAUAUUCAUGGAGAAAGGCAGUAUGUUUGUCAUUAUGAUGGUUGUGGCCGGAAAUUCUUGUCUUUCUUGGGGUAUGCUUGGUCUGGUGUUUAUUUACCUGGCUGCACACUUACCCAUUGGCUUGUAUUCAUUUCCUGCACCGUAUUCAUGCAUGCAAGUGUCUGUCACUGGAAAUUCUUGGAUAGUUCAAAGCUUAAAAGACAUUUUCUUAUUCACACAGGAGAUAGGCCUUAUACCUGUCCUCAUGAAGGCUGCGGUAAGGCCUUCUCCUUGGAUUUUAACUUGAGGGCGCACAUGCGGACACACUCACAAGAAAAUUAUCAUAUAUGUCCUUAUGGUGACUGUGGAAAGAGAUAUGCCCAUGAGUACAAGUUAAAAGCACAUAUCAAAUCGCACCAUGAAAAGAACUUGUCCACCGAUGUUAAGCAUACUCCACAGGCUGAGAAGCCUCACAACACGCCCAAGACUCCAGCUCUAGUUUAUGGUUCUGCAUCUUCUGAUCGCCCCUACAGCUGCCCAUAUGAAGGCUGUGAUAAGGCCUACAUUCACGAAUACAAGCUCAAUCUUCAUCUCAAGAGAGAGCACCCUGGCCAUAAUUCAGAAGAGAAUGGAAAGCAUAAUGUCGAUGCUGAAAAUGAAGCGGAUGAAGGGAGUGACCCUGAUGCAUAUAAUGCAUUGAAGAGUGGUAAUGGAAAGAGUUCAAAGCGAAGUAAAGUGAAGUUGGCUUCAAAGGCCCCAGCUGCUAAAACUACACAGAGGAAAGGUAUGGGCACAGUUACUCUUAACACAAAUCCAGUAGCGAAGCCAUGGACCAGCAAAGGCUUUGUUGAUGAGGAAGAUAGUGAAGAGACAGAAGAGGAUCGUGACAAUGGUGAAGAGGAGGGUUGGCAAUACGGAGAAGCGAAUGAGGAUGACGAGGAAACGGAAUAUGAGGACUAGUGGGGUCUCAACUCUUUGGAUAUCUUGGCACGCUGUAAGUAGUUUCUUGUGCCAAUUCCACAAACUUUUUGACGGUAAGGUCUCUGUAAUUAGCUGUCGAAGUGUUAGUUUCUUUUCAUUCUCAAAAGAUAUUUCAAUAAUGUAGGGCAACUUGCUUUGUUUGAUUUGUUGGAAGAACUAUUUUCUUGAGCAAUAUUUUGAAAGCUUAUUGUGCCAUACGUGCAGCGGAUGUAUGAUUAUAUGUUCACAUAGUCUGAGGCGUUCACUGAAUGAUGGGUGGUGGAGUUUCAC
Amborella trichopoda is the source of this 1782-nucleotide messenger RNA. The record is from RefSeq and is a predicted model, not a curated record. Lineage: Eukaryota; Viridiplantae; Streptophyta; Magnoliopsida; Amborellales; Amborellaceae.